UUUGGUUGAUUUUAGUGCAUUUACAAGAAUAAUGCCUCUUCCCUGAUGGUUUCCAUUACAACUGUAACACACGCAGAUUUAACACAUGGAUGUGAGUGUGUUAGGAUGGAUAAGUGAGAGAAGCCCCGCCCACCGGGCAGCCAGCAGAUGACGUGAGGCGGCACCGGUGGCUCCGUCAGCCCAUCAGCUCCCGUCUCUCACCCUGCUCUUCACUCCUCUGCUCUCCACAGUAUGAUAUCUGAGGGACCAUUCUGCACCGGAUAGUUCUGUCUCCACAGCGAACAUGAAUGAGAUCAAGAUCGCUGUGCUGGGCAGUGAAGGGGUCGGAAAAUCAGCUCUCAUCGUCCGGUUCCUCACCAGGCGCUUUAUCGGCGAGUACGCGUCCUCUUCAGAGUGCAUAUACAGAAAGCGUCUGUCUGUGGACGGGAAGCAGAUGAACCUUGAGCUCUAUGACCCAUGUUCUCAGGCCUGUGAGGGCAAGUCUACUGUAAACAACCAGAUCCACUGGGCUGAUGGUUUCGUUGUGGUCUAUGAUAUCAGUGACCACUCCUCCUUCCUCACUGCCAAAGCUAUAAUGCACCUAAUCAGAGAGCUCCACCUGGGACCUGCCAAAAGGAGCGCAGACCCGCUCAUAUUCCUGGUGGGCAACAAACAGGACCUGUGCCACAUGAGAGAAGUGCGGCGUGAAGAGGGUCAGUGUCUGGCUUCCGAGUUUCACUGCCAGUUCUACGAGCUGUCAGCUGCUGAGCACCACCAGGAGGUGGCGCUCAUAUUCUUCAAGAUGGUGCAAAGUGCCAGCUUGGGCAGCAAGGCCAAGGAGCGCAGGAGACGCCCCAGUGGCUCCAAGUCCAUGGCCAAACUCAUCAACAACGUCUUUGGCAAAAGGAGGAAAUCAGUGUGAAGUGUCAAAUACAAGGACAGCUGUCUGUCAAAGCUGGACAAAUGGCAUUGGACUGAACACACCUAUUGGCUUGGCUUUGUGACUUUGAUUGUGAUUGGUGUUGCUGUUGAUUAAACUGACGUCUGUAUGUACAAAGAGGUAUUAGUGUAUAUAAUAUUAGUACACAGCAUGUACCAUCUGAGCCUACUUGCCUCUUAUGUCCACUAAUUUGUAUAUUUACUCUUAAAAUCGAAAUGAAAUGAAAAAUGCUUUUUUUAAAAACCCUUUAAGAUCAUAUCCCCAUUAUAUUCUGCACCAAUUCAACAAUAUACCAUAUGUACAUAUUCAAAAAAUCUAGUUCUUUGUAUUCUAAAUCCAAUCAGGUUUUCCUCCUGUAAAACAAAAUGUGUGCUUAUAUAAGCCAUUACCAUCCAGUUCCAUGCAAAAAUAUUAUGACAUCUAUCAUCAAUCCAGGGUUACCAACUUUGGUCAGAGGGCCGGAGUGAGAUUUUACCUUGUGACAUAAUAUCUGCUUGUGCGUGCGUGGUCAUGAAAAGACGUGGAAGAAAGAAGAAACGAGUGUACGUUUACAUAUUCAUAUCUAUAGGCCUAAACCCCACAUAUGUGCAUAGCUGCUCAAUAUUUGUUUUAUGGCGCAAAUCAAGGUCAGUUUCAUCAAUCUGAUGGUAGUUUUGAUCAUCUGCUUAAAAAAUCCAGUAAUGUAUCCUGUUGUGAAAAAAAGAAAGAUUUCAAGGGGGGUUCUCCCCCAAGAAAAUGUUUAAAGUUCACACAGCGAAAUCCUAUUUUCAUGCAGUUUCAUACAGAAAUAGAUAAAUUCAAGGACUUUCGAUGACCUGUGUACAUUUAUGCAUAUUUUCAAAAACUUUCCAGGGCCUUGAAAUGAUUUUUUCUAAUUCACAAACUUUAAAGGAUUUCAAAGACCCGUGGGAACCCUGUUGAUUUAUCAUGUUUUAUGUGGCCUUUUGAGACUCCGUCAUAAAACAUGCUAAAUGUUUAGCAUCUGUGAGCCCCAGGAGAAAAAUGUAGGCCUUAGGUUUACAAAUAAGUUUAAGUAAGAAAACCCAAUGUAAACUGCCAUUUAUUUCAUCUGCUAAAGAAUGUAAUUUAAGGCCAGGAAUGAUCAUGGCAUGUAACUAUACAUGAGCAGGUAAUUACCUGGAGUUUUGUAUGCACGGUAUGCAAUUCUGUAUAACGCUAGGGCCACACCGCCCGCGGAAGCGCUGCGAAUAGCCUCGAAGCGCAGAGAAGAGAAGGCAGUUUCCUUUCGGCGCCCAUGUUAACCGACUGUGUCGUCCACACUGGCCGCGCCGUGCCGGGAAGCUCACGAUUUGCAGCGAUCAGUUCGGCGUCUGGUCUAUUUUCUGCCCGAGCCGCGAGCGAAUCUGACAAGCCAGGCAGUGAAAAACAAGAGCUGGGAGCAGAAUCGCUUGUCGACGGUGUGGGGAAAUGCGCGUCUGAUGUGAACGGAGGUGCUCCGGCGCGCGCAAGAAUUUCGGUGCGCUGCGCUUCCGCGGGCAGUGUGGCCCUGGCGUAAUAAGUUCAUGCCAUAACUCAGCAUUAACCAAUUAAUGUAAAAUGAUAUGCUGUUCCCAUGUUUGUCCAUUAGAUGGCUGUAGAAGGCAAUGAGUGAACUUAAAGCACUACUCUGGCGUUAUUCAAUCCAUCCAUAGAUCUGUUGUCUUAAGUCACGGAUUGCUGUCUAUAGAAAAAAACAACAAAAUUUGUAGGAGACUAGGGGAAGGACGAUGAAGUUCAGGGUAGCCCCACGAGACCUAAACUUGCUUUCUGAGAAUAUUAUGCGGUCUGGUCAAGUCACACAAUGGGCUGGACAUUAAAAAAGAAAAAAGAAAAAAAAAAAAAAAAAAAGACUCGGCGACAGUGGAGUGAGAUUUCUUAAACGGGCCUGAGAGCGUGACAUUGAUGGUGAAAGAGUGACAGUCACACCAGAUGGUGAGAGUUGGCAACCCUGUCAAUCACUGCAACUUUUAGCCACACUGUGCUAAGAUUACAUUAGCUAGCUAGCGAUGGGAUGCUACGUCGGUCUCUUCGCCCCCCUGCUGCAGGUACAGUGGCAUGCAAAACUUUGGGCUCCCCUGGUCAAAACUUGUGUAACUGUGAGUAGGUAAGUAAGUAGAAGAUGAACUGAUCUCCAAAAGCAUGCAGUUAAAGAUGACGCAUUUCUUCAACAUUUCAAGCAAGAUCACCAUUUAAUUUCAAUCUUUUACAUUAUCAGUACUUAGUAGCACCCCCUUUGGCAAGUAUCACAGCUUCUAAAUGCUUUUUGUAUCCAGCUAAGAGUCUUUAAUGUUUUGUUUGGGGGAUUUUCACCCAUUCUUCCUGCAAAAGGCUUCUAGUUCUGUGAGAUUCUUGGGUCGUCUUGCAUGCACUGCUCUUUUGAGGUCUAUCCACAGAUUUAUGAUGAUGUUUAGGUCCGGGGACUGUGAGGUCCGUGGCAAAACCUUCAGCUUGCUCAUCUUGAGGUAGUCCAUUGUGGAUUUCAAGGUGUGUUUAGGAUCAUUGUCCUGUUGUAGAAGCCAUCCUCUCUUCUUUCUAGCAAUCCUACAAUUACAGUAUGAACUGAGGAAACAGCUACCUGGAAACACUUUGCUAUCUUCUUAUAGUCUUCUCCUGCUUUGUGGGCAUCAGUUAUUUUCAGAGUGCUUGGCAGCUGUUUAGCGGAGCCCAUGGCUGCUGAUUGCUGGGACAAGGUUUCAGGAGUCAGAGUAUUUAUAAAGCUUUGAAAUUUGCAGCACCUGGCCUUUCCUAAAGAUGACUGUGAACAAGCCAUAGCCCCAACAAGCUAAUUAAGGUCAGAGACCCUGGUAAAAGUUGUCUGAGAGCUCAGAUGUCUUGGUCAAUCCAAACUUUUGCAUGGUGCUCCUUUAAUUUUUUCACUCUAUUGUACAAAACAAAAAUAAUACACUGAUCUUGCUUGAAAUGUUGAAAAGCAUGUUUCAUCUUCAUGCCCUUUGGAGAUCAGUUCAUCUUCUACUUACUUACCUAUUCGCAGUAAACAAAAUUUUGACCAGGGGUGCCCGAACUGUUGCAACUGUACAUGCUGUCUUACAUUCAUUAACACUCUUUAGAAUUAACUUUUAUUUUUAAUGAAAACAUUGUUGUAAUGUUUGUAUCUGAAUAAACACAGUGUGACCUGGGCAAAACUAGAAUUCCAAC
Messenger RNA from Epinephelus fuscoguttatus (brown-marbled grouper), 4075 nucleotides. RefSeq names its product RERG/RAS-like a (gene rergla). The coding region runs from base 284 to 901 and encodes 205 amino acids. NCBI's taxonomy places the organism in Eukaryota, Metazoa, Chordata, Actinopteri, Perciformes, Serranidae. The record is from RefSeq and is a predicted model, not a curated record. The transcript has 6 exons. Gene Ontology annotation, molecular function: GTPase activity; GTP binding.